AUGAUAACAGACGAAUUUCAACUGCUUUCAACCGUUGAGGACACGAGUUUUCGACGUUUUGUUUCACUGCUGUACCCACAAUACUCGAUACCAAAUCGAAAAAAGUUGAGCCUCAUGAUCGAGGAUGAUUACCAUAAACACAAAGAGGCUGUAAACUUGGCCAUGGAAGACUCUACUUGUGUUUCUUUAACGACCGAUAUUUGGACCUCACUCAAUAGUGAGGCAUAUAUGGCUGUAACUGGUCAUUUCACUAACACUAACACAGCGUUAGCUCUCGAGACAUUCCGUUUCCCGGAAAAGCAUACAGCGCUAAAUAUUAGUGAGGCGUUAGAUAACGUGAUUUCAAAAUGGAACAUUGAAAACAAAGUUGUAAGCAUCGCAACUGACAACACCAGUAACAUGAGGCAGCUGUACAACUUAUUCACAAUGGCAACAUAG
Molecule: messenger RNA, 438 nt
Organism: Schistocerca nitens (vagrant locust)
Lineage: Eukaryota; Metazoa; Arthropoda; Insecta; Orthoptera; Acrididae
Exons: 1
Coding region: 1-438 (145 amino acids)
Source: RefSeq, a predicted model, not a curated record